AUGACAAAUGUUCAGUUGGUAAAAGGGAUGAAAUUUCUAAACUCCAAGGUUUUUAGGAAGGCUUUAAAGGAGUAUGUGAUUCAGCAUUACAUUGAUAUCAAGUGGAAGUUGAAUGAAAAGAAGAAGAUUUCUGUACAUUGUAAGAACAAUUGUGGAUGGAGGUGUUAUGCCUCAAUGGUGACUAGAGAGUGCACAUUUGAGAUCAAGACAAUUAAUCCUAAUUGUACAUGCCCUCUAACAUUUCAAAAUGGGCAAGUUACAUCAGCCUAUGUGGCAAACAGAUCAAGGAAGGCAACUAGGGGUUUGAUCACUGGGAAUGAAGAGGCUCAGCAUGGCCUACUUAGAGAUUAUGCAGAAAUGAUAAGGAGGACAGAUGUAGGAAACAAGGUGAUAUUGCAAAUAGAGAUGGAAAAUGAGAAUGCAGAACCCAAGUUUAAAAGGAUGUUGGAUAGAUGCCACCUGAAGGGUAGGUUUGGUGGGCAAUUAUUGUCUGCCACUGCCAAGGAUGGAAAUGACAAUAUAUUCCUAGUGGUAAUGGCUGUGGUUGAGAAAGAGAAUAAGGAUAGUUGGAUUUGGUUCUUGGAGCAGUUUGCAGAUGACAUUGGCAAGCCAGAGGAUCUCAAUCUAGUAUUCAUCAAUGACAAGCAGAAGGGCCUUCUACCUGCAAUGGAGACUUUAUUUCCAACUGUAAAGCACAGGUAUUGUGUGAAGCACAUAUACAAUAAUUUCAAAGUUAACCACAAGGGCAUGGAGUUGAAGAGUGUAUUAUGGAGGUGUGCUAGCACAACAUCAGUCAGGGAAUUUAAAAGGGGGAUAGAGCAUCUUAAGAGUUUGGAUAAAGAAGCUUGGAAGGACCUUGCAGAUAUAAAGCCUGCAUAG
Messenger RNA from Quercus lobata, 879 nucleotides. RefSeq lists its product as uncharacterized. NCBI's taxonomy places the organism in Eukaryota, Viridiplantae, Streptophyta, Magnoliopsida, Fagales, Fagaceae. Bases 1 to 879 code for a protein of 292 amino acids. The record is from RefSeq and is a predicted model, not a curated record. The transcript has 4 exons.